Oryza sativa Japonica Group (Japanese rice) is the source of this 1252-nucleotide messenger RNA. RefSeq names its product fasciclin-like arabinogalactan protein 1. The record is from RefSeq and is a predicted model, not a curated record. Lineage: Eukaryota; Viridiplantae; Streptophyta; Magnoliopsida; Poales; Poaceae. Gene Ontology annotation, cellular component: plasma membrane.
AACCAAGGGCGCGCAACGGCUCGUCGCGUGGAGAGCAACGCUCGCUGCGACCUGCGACGCCGCCCCGCGCCAACUUCUCUCCCUCCCACCUCCACCACCUCCUCCUCCUCCUCCUCCUCUCCUACAGCGCCACAAUGCCGCGCGCCCGCGUCGUCCACGUCAUGCUCCUCCUCUUCGUCGCGCUCGGCGCGUGCCGUGCCACCCACAACAUCACCGCCAUCCUCGCCGACCACCGCGACCUCGCCGAGUUCGGCCGCCAGCUCACGGCCACGGGCCUCGCGGACGACAUCGACGGGCGCAACACCAUCACGGUGCUCGCCGUCGACGACGCCCACAUGGCGCAGCUCAGGGCGCGCGGGCUCCCGCGCGAGGCGCUGCGCCACGUGCUCUCGCUGCACGUCCUCGUCGACUACUACGACGACGCCAAGCUGCACCGCCUCCCCGGCGGCUCCGCGGUCGUGUCCACGCUGUUCCAGGCGUCGGGCGACGCGCCCGGGAGCGAGGGGAUGGUGAAGAUCGCCGUGCGCCGCGGCGGCCGCGUCGCGUUCGUGCCCCAGGACGUCGACGACGCCCGGGCCAACGUGUUCUACGUCAAGUCCGUGCACGAGGCGCCCUACAACAUCUCCGUGCUGCAGGUCAGCGCCGUGAUCACGUCCCCGGCCGCCGAGGCGCCGUCGUCGGCGACGGAGUCGAAGCCCAACUCUACGGACGCCUCGUCCAAGCACGGGCCGCCGAAUGCUGGUGCACACGCUGCACCGUCGCCGGUGGGGCAAGGUUCGUCGUCCGACGACGGCGCCGACGAGGGGAAGAAAUCCGGCGACGGAGGAGAUGGUGGCAAGAAGAACGGCGCCAGCGUCGGCGCGGCACCGCGUGGGCUACCCUUCGCUCUGGCGUUUCUCAUGGCUGCCAGUGCCAUCCUCGUGGUGAAUUGGUGAUCGUGUGAAACUGUGAAGUUGAUCACCAACGUUGUCUUGUGAAAUUCAUUUUGGGUGAAUUUGCACGUUUCUGUGCCACUUUUGUUGGGGAUUUCGUGAGUUUUUCCACUGUUAGGUACCUUAGGUUCAUGGUGCAUUGGUGCUUGGAAAUGUGUUGAAUUGUGGUUUGCAAGUUAGUAGUACCAUUUUGUGUCGUCAACUUAAUUUGCACGCGAACGUAUGAUCAUUCAUCAGCUGUAUUCUGAGUCCAAAACUCCAAGUCGAAUUAUGUAAUGAUCUGAUCAAACUGAAAUGCAUCUGUUCUUCAGAUAUGCAUA